Molecule: messenger RNA, 4872 nt
Organism: Nematostella vectensis (starlet sea anemone)
Lineage: Eukaryota; Metazoa; Cnidaria; Anthozoa; Actiniaria; Edwardsiidae
Product: mucin-19
Exons: 13
Coding region: 160-4638 (1492 amino acids)
Molecular function (GO): protein binding
Source: RefSeq, a predicted model, not a curated record
ACGCCUGCCGAAAUUUGACAAAGUCAUACUAAAAUCUGCAGUCAGCAUUUGCGAGGAAAAAUAGGGUGGCAGAUCGAAGGAAAAUUUAGCGAUAAGCACUAGAAGCAUUUAAAAGACAUGUUUAAAGAGCAAUUUUAAUCAAGCAGAAGUUUUCUCAUUAUGACUGAGAGCGUUUUUUGCAGGAGCAAGGCGUUCAGAGAGAAAGAGAAGUGUGCGCGGGAAAUUCUGCGAGCGAAGAACGAGCACGAACUGAUUGGUGAUUUAGCCAGGUUGUUUGAAGAAAAGAGCUUCUGUGAUGUAACGUUUGUUGUCAAUGAUCAAGAAUUCCCUGCACAUCUUUCAAUUCUGCGCACCAGAGUUCCUCGCUUUUGCCAGCGUUUUGUCCCCCACUUGUUAUCGCCAAAUGCUGUGCAAUCCUGCAUUUGUAUCCAGCAGCUAAAUCAAGACGAAUUUUCUGCAUUUUUAAGGUCAGUGUACCUUGACAACAAUGUCAGUGAUUACAAUCCUGAUGAAUACCCCUGGCAAGACAAAGCAGUAUGGAUAUUUCCAUGCAAUAAGACCCCAGGGAAAACUGAUCAUCCCCUAGACGUUACGGAUGCAAUACAUGACAGCAUUGAAGAAUCCAUAUUCAUAAACACUGACAUAAACCAAAGCAGCAGUGAGAGCGACUUACCAGAUUCAGACGAGAAGAUGAAGACAAGCUCUGCAAAUGAACAUACAGAAAAUGAUGAUGAUGUUAUCUUAGAAAAUGGAGUUGGGCAUGAUGACAGUAAUAUACAGCUGAGUGAAAAUGAAGGGAAAGAGAACAUAGGUUUAAAGGCAUGUUGCAAAUUGGGCAGUGACUUACUGUCCUUGAGAGAUGACAGUUUGUCUUCUGAUAUAACAUUUGUCAUAGAAAACAGCAGUAAUAUCAAAGCCCACAGGGCUAUACUCUGUGCACGCUCAAACUAUUUUUCAGCUAUGUUAUAUGGUGGUUGGUCUGAGGGACAGGGCUCAAAAAUCGUUUUGCAUGGGGUUGAUCCUUUAGCAUUCAAAACAGUUUUAAAUUUUCUGUAUGGAGGAAUAACCCACAUAGACUCGAUGACAACAAGCUUGUGUGACUUGCUACAGCUUUCAGACAUGUACUGUUUGGAGGGAUUGAAAAAUGUUAUUCAGGCACAAUUGCGCAUUGAAAAAUGCCAUCUCUUUCACAAGCCUUGUUUGGAUUGCAGUGUCGGAGUUAUGGAAACAGUGGAGAUUGCUCACAUUUUCAACUUUAUUGAAUUAAAACAAACAUGUAUAAGGUGGAUUACUAAGUAUUUUGACCGAGUCAUGGGAUUGAAGAGCUUUGCUGCUAUAAACAAACAGCUUCAAGAUGAAAUACUUGCAGAACUUCAAGGCAGCUUGACCAUAAUGAUUUGUAUAGAUCACCUAAAGAAAGUAGAUCGCUUGAAGUUCAACACUCCUCAUAUCAAGUGGGCGGAGCCUGUUCACAUAGUCCUCACUGCAUUUAUGGACUCCUGUCUCACAUUUAUUGCUCAGAACUUUCCUGUCAUAUCACAAAGGGAGGAAUUCCUGGAUAUGUUGCAGGGUGUUGGUUGGUCGGCUCCACUCCUUGAUGAAAUCUUUGCUGCUCUGGGCACUAAACUCAGCAUUGAAAACUGUUGUGAAAUGUAUAGAGCUGCAAACAAAUUGAGAGUCAGUCUGAUACAGGACUCACAGCCCAAUGAGCAAAGCCAGAAAGAUGAGUCAGAAUGCACGACUUUCGGCUAUGUGCAAUAUGCAGACCAGCUGUACAGUAGAUGUAAGGAGUUCAUAACUUCCAACUUACAUCGUGUCUCUCGCACAGAGAGCUGGGCUAAUCUUAGUCCUGAGAUGCAAUCAGAACUGCAACAAUCUCAAGACAAUUUGAUGUUCUUUGAAGUUGGUGCAAUAGAUAGAAGUAAAGAGGCGUUGAACAGUUCAUCCAAACCCCAAACCACCAGAGGGCUAAACAGGACAGGACAACCAGUUGGCCCAGCUUCCGCCUCAAGGGUGCAUGAUCGACCUGGAGCUGCUGUUAGGGCACCUAGUUCAACCUCAAGGGCCCAUAAUCAGACAGGGGCUACAGCUAGGCCAUCUAGUUCAACUAGUUCAACCUCAAGGGCCCAUAAUCAGUCAGGAGCUACAGCUAGGCCAUCUAGUUCAACCUCAAGGGCCCAUAAUCAGUCGGGGGCUACAGCUAGGCCAUCUAGUUCAACCUCAAGGGCCCAUAAUCAGUCGGGGGCUACAGCUGGGCCAUCUAGUUCAACCUCAAGGGCCCAUAAUCAGUCAGGAGCUACAGCUAGGCCAUCUAGUUCAACCUCAAGGGCCCAUAAUCAGUCGGGGGCUACAGCUAGGCCAUCUAGUUCAACCUCAAGGGCACAUAAUCAGUCGGGGGCUACAGCUAGACCAUCUAGUUCAACCUCAAGGGCCCAUAAUCAGUCGGGGGCUACAGCUAGGCCAUCUAGUUCAACCUCAAGGGCCCAUAAUCAGUCAGGAGCUACAGCUAGGCCAUCUAGUUCAACCUCAAGGGCCCAUAAUCAGUCGGGGUCUACAGCUAGGCCAUCUAGUUCAACCUCAAGGGCACAUAAUCAGUCAGGGGCUACAGCUAGGCCAUCUAGUUCCACUUCAUCUACUUCAAGGGCACUAAAUCACUCAGGGGCUACAGCUAAGCCAUCUAGUUUCACUUCAAGGGUACAUAAUCAGCCAGGGGCUACAGCAAGGCCGCCUAAUUCCUUAAAAGCUUCUGGCCCUUCAAGUUCAUCCUCAAAGGCACAACAUAACCUAUCUGGGACUACAGCUAAGCCGCCUUUUUCAACCUCAAUGGCACGUGAUUAUUCAGGGGCCACGUCUAGACCACCUAGCUCCACUACCAAGGCACGCGAUCAGUCAGACCCAUCGAAGGGAUGCAGCCUUGGAAAUGUCAGCCAGAACACUCCUGUAACAAACCGUGACGAACCACAAAGCCGACGUUUCUAUGACAACAGGACCAGUAUGCUUAGGGCUGCAAAGAUGAAUAAAUCUAAAACGCAGCCUCUGGCGAUAAGAAAGGAUGGGGUAUUAGAAAGACGUUUUAAUAGAAGUGAUCGUCGAGGUGCCAAGGCCAGUACUCGGACAAAGGAAAGUGCAACUGAUAGCGACCGGAGAAAGUCUAGCAAUGCUAACAAAAAUCAAGAUGCGAGCACUGACGACGAACCGUAUGCAUCUGGCGCAUGCGUAGAGGCUCCUGUGUCAGACGCAUGCGUAGAAGCUCCUGUGUCAGACGCAUGCGUAGAGGCUCCUGUGUCAGACGCAUGCGUAGAAGCUCAUGUGUCAGACGCAAGCGUAGAUGCUCCUGUGUCAGACGCAUGCGUAGAGGCUCCUUUGUCAGACGCAUGCGUAGAUGUUCCUGUGUCAGACGCAAGCGUAGAUGCUCCUUUGUCAGACGCAUGCGUAGAGGUUCCUAUGUCAGACGCAAGCGUAGAUGCUCCUUUGUCAGACGCAAGCGUAGAGGCUCCUUUGUCAGACGCAUGCGUAGAUGCUCCUGUGUCAGACGCAAGCGUAGAUGCUCCUGUGUCAGACGCAAGCGUAGAUGCUCCUGUGUCAGACGCAUGCGUAGAAGCUCCUGUGUCAGACGCAUGCGUAGAAGCUCCUGUGUCAGACGCAUGCGUAGAGGCUCCUGUGUCAGACGCAUGCGUAGAAGCUCAUGUGUCAGACGCAAGCGUAGAUGCUCCUGUGUCAGACGCAUGCGUAGAGGCUCCUUUGUCAGACGCAUGCGUAGAUGUUCCUGUGUCAGACGCAAGCGUAGAUGCUCCUUUGUCAGACGCAUGCGUAGAGGUUCCUAUGUCAGACGCAAGCGUAGAUGCUGCUUUGUCAGACGCAAGCGUAGAGGCUCCUUUGUCAGACGCAUGCGUAGAUGCUCCUGUGUCAGACGCAAGCGUAGAUGCUCCUGUGUCAGACGCAAGCGUAGAUGCUCCUGUGUCAGACGCAUGCGUAGAAGCUCCUGUGUCAGACGCAUGCGUAGAAGCUCCUGUGUCAGACGCAUGCGUAGAAGCUCCUGUGUCAGACGCAUGCGUAGAGGCUCCUGUGUCAGACGCAUGCGUAGAAGCUCAUGUGUCAGACGCAAGCGUAGAGGCUCCUUUGUCAGACGCAUGCGUAGAUGUUCCUGUGUCAGACGCAAGCGUAGAUGCUCCUUUGUCAGACGCAUGCGUAGAGGUUCCUAUGUCAGACGCAAGCGUAGAUGCUCCUUUGUCAGACGCAAGCGUAGGGGCUCCUUUGUCAGACGCAUGCGUAGAUGCUCCUGUGUCAGACGCAAGCGUAGAUGCUCCUGUGUCAGACGCAAGCGUAGAUGCUCCUGUGUCAGACGCAUGCGUAGAAGCUCCUGUGUCAGACGCAUGCGUAGAAGCUCCUGUGUCAGACGCAUGCGUAGAUGCUCCUGUGUCAGACGCAUGCGUAGAUGCUCCUGUGUCAGACGCAAGCGUAGAUGCUCCUGUGUCAGACGCAAGCGUAGAUGCUCCUUUGCCAGACGCAUGCGUAGAAGCUCCUGUGUCAGACGCAUGCGUAGAAGCUCCUGUGUCAGACGCAUGCGUAGAGGCUCCUGUGUCAGACGCAUGCGUAGAGGCUCCUGUGUCAGACGCAUGCGUAGAUGCUCCUGUGUGAGACGCAUGUUUAGAGGCUCCUGUGUCAGACGCAUGUUUAGAGGCUCCUGUGUUAGACACAAACGCUGAUGCUGGUACAACGAUUGACAGGGUUGCGCAUCUAGAGCGAUAGCACAGGCGAAGUGGGAGUUAUCAAGGACUAAGCGACAAUCAUGAGUGUGCGCAUGACACUCACAAAUUACAUAGGCUUUUGUGUGUUUUGUACAUUCUGAGUAAUAAAAACAACGAGAAUCUC